Molecule: messenger RNA, 3192 nt
Organism: Porites lobata
Lineage: Eukaryota; Metazoa; Cnidaria; Anthozoa; Scleractinia; Poritidae
Source: the annotation of a GenBank genome assembly
UUUUUUGCGUGCUUGUCUUCCCGGGAAAUACAUUUUGAGAUCUGUCGCCCGACUUGACCCACUACAAAAUCUCUAACCUUGCUGCCUUCACGUGGAAAAUAGCCAGCGCCUAUUUUUAGUGAAAUUUGCCGGAAUUAUGGCAGCUUCUGAGAAAAACUUGGUUUUAAUUCCAGUGGACGAAAGUGUUCACAGCGAGAGAGCAUUUGACUGUGAGUACAGAAGUACACUGUUAUAUUGUUGCGUCUGUAAAGCUGCCUGAGUACAGUGAAUAAUUCUUAUCGAGAUUGUGAGGAAGAUCGCUCUUUGUCGUUACGAGCAAUUUACUAUUCUUUUUACCUUAGCUUUUAUUUUUGUUAUUCGUGUUGUCGAUGCAAGAACCUGAAGGUAAAAACAAUUAUUUGCAUAAUUAACGUAUAAAACAAUUUAUAAGAAUUCUUGAAUGUAGAAAAUCUUAAUUACUGCCAAAUUACAGACUGUUGCUACGCAGGUGCCAUUAAAACGCCCCCAAGACAACAGCUGAAAAUCAACAUUUACAUUAUAUUUUCUACACACGGAGGAUUAUGAAAAGUAAUUUGGCUGAUUAUGGUGGCGUUGCUUUCAUAUAAAUUUCAUUUGUGUGGAAUUCUUGCGUCGAUUUUACUCUUAAGUUGAAAAUACUGGCAAAUUUCACCUAUUAAGUGUACGUAAUUUUGCACUUACUUCUUCUACAAAAGAAAUCCCCGAGGUUGUACAUUUGAAACGUAGCUGUCAAUAUAAAUUUGACCAAUCAAAUAGCAAUGCCCCUGGGGCAUUACUUUCAGUUUGAUAGUUUUUGUAGAUACAGAGAUAUUGAUAAACUUUAAAAUUCGAAGUGUCUAAAUGACCUGCAGCCGGUCAAGGUUUUCAAAUCAUGAAAUGAACAACAGUUAAAUCUACAUUUGUCUCAUUAGUGAUUACUAGGUUUUCCUGUACGGGUAGAUAAAGUUGGGCUUAGGGGCGUAGGGGGUGGUGGGCUCCUAAAAACCAUUCUAUACGGGGAGCCGGGGAGGCACUGUCCCGCAGUCUAAUCCCUUACCUUUUACAUAUAGAGGUUCUAUUGGCUCGUCACGCAAUCCAACCUCGUCUACAGGGCAAUUUUCCCUGGCUUUGGAGGCCAGUUUUGGAGCCAAGGUAAAGCGCCCUGGGGACGAGGUUGCACGCAAUCCUCUUCUACGUGGGCAAGGAACGCGUGAUGAAACCCGAAGAACGUCUGCAUAACAGGCUCGGUUUUGGUGUACCACUUUUUGACAAAAAAAAUACUUCUUUCGUAUUUUUUCGUUGAAAAACGGUUCCCUUUCACAUACCUAGUAGUUUCCCUUGCAACCGUUUUAGCGUCGUCGGGAGCAGCGUUGCGCGAUGACAUUAAAACGGCUGCGACUCAACUGCGAGGGAGAUUACAUUUCCACUCACAGUAAUGCUCCUUUUAAUAACUCACCAAGUACUAUUAAAAGGAGUUGUAGUUCAUUUCAACAGAAAUAGGGUGCUGAAGAAGGAACAGAUCGACCCAAGAUCAACUUUGGCGCUUCCCUUUUUGUGACGAAUAAUCAACUGGUUCCCAGGACCUUACUUAGACGUCCCGCUCAUUGGAUGUAGCUUUUCCGUUCUAGUUUAAUGACAGCAACCAUCAAGCUUUUUGUUAAAUUUGAUGUUGUGUUCCUUUUCUUUGACAGUUUAUCUUCAGUUUAUGUACAGAGCUGACCAGACCGUGGGAAUAACACACGUACACGAAGAUACCGGCAACACCGUUAUUAGGAUUCCAUGUAAGUUUAAACUUCCCUUCUCCCACGCAAUAGAAGGUUUUCUUUUAGUCUGCAGUCGUACUCAUUUUUUUUUUCGUUGCUUAAAUAAAAACACAAUGACAUGAAAAGAAAAAAUUAAGAAUGACGCCUUAUAAACGAUUUCCUGGAACGCCUACCUCCCGAUUUUUAAACUGGGCAACUUUUAUCGAAAUCAAAUUGCCUAUGCCGUGUACGUCUUGGUAUGCAAAUCGAGGGAAAAGUGAAGAGGUCGCGGGUAGAUGACCACAUAAAACAGUAACUUCAUUCAUACAGUAAUCAAACUCCUGAUUUUUUCCACGUUUUAAUGUUAACCGUUUGACGGUUGGCAAUUUACCCAUCCCCUAACACUCCCCUUUCGUCUAUUUCGAUCGAUGAAUUUAAGUCAAAGAUGACCAUGUAUAUGUGUGUAUUUCAGUAGGAAGUGACAUGACGGAAGAGGCGAUUGAGAAUAUUGUUAGAGCCCAGUGGCAAAAGGUAGACGACUUGAUUGACAAGUACAAAAGAAAGUGCGAUCAAGCCAAGGUAAAUAACGGAAUGAUUAUUCAUUCAAAAGAUUUCGCCGUUUCUGAUUGGUUCCAAUCCCCCAGGUAAUUCUUCAUGACCAAUCAGCGCUGAUCAAAUUUGGAAGAUGCGAGCAAUAUUACCAUAUUUGAUUGGAAACGAGGCUGAAUGGACAACAUCACCGAUCAACGUCUUUUCCAAGCGUGGCGGCCUAGCUGUUCAGUUAUUCACAAGUGAAUUAAAAGACGGACCUUCACGACUAUCCAAAGACGAAUUUGCUAAUUUCUGACUAAAACUGAACGGAAGGAGAGAAAGAAUACGCAAAACCUAUUGCUUGAUAGAUGUUAUUUAAUUUUUGAGGAGUAUCUGCAAGAAAAAAAACUGUAUCUAUAUCCUGAAACUGUGCCGAAGAAUAGGCCAAAGUUUAGAAGAAAGUCAAUGAAAGGUAAACUUGUGAAGAACUUAAAAAUAUCUUGAAUGAAUAAUAAAACGGCCAUUAUUGAAAUCGGCUUUCGUAUGAUGUGAAGAAUUAUGUAGAUCUCGGAGGACGUUAUCCACCUCGGCUGACAAUAUCCUCCUCGAUCUGCAUAAUUCUUCACAUCCUACUCAGCCUCAUUCAGUAAUUUCUAAAUAUAUGGCAAUAUAUACAAUCAUGGCUUUAUUAUUCCCCCUGUCUCAUACUUACUUUUGUUUUCAGAUCAAGUAUUCAGUUUUUAUAGAAACAAAAGGAAAACCUGGAGAGGUGAUUUGCAAGCUGGUCAAGGAGAAGAACGCUCUAAUGGUUGUCAUGGGAUCUAGGGGACUUGGAACAAUACGCCGCACCAUAUUAGGAAGUGUAAGCCAGUACUGCAUUGAUCAUGCGCACGUACCAGUCACUGUUAUACCGCCGCCCUAA